This is a messenger RNA of Cordyceps militaris CM01, 1191 nucleotides long. RefSeq names its product polyketide synthase, putative. The transcript has 3 exons. The record is from RefSeq and is a predicted model, not a curated record. Gene Ontology annotation, molecular function: fatty acid synthase activity; 3-oxoacyl-[acyl-carrier-protein] synthase activity. NCBI's taxonomy places the organism in Eukaryota, Fungi, Ascomycota, Sordariomycetes, Hypocreales, Cordycipitaceae. The coding region runs from base 1 to 1191 and encodes 396 amino acids. Gene Ontology annotation, biological process: fatty acid biosynthetic process; secondary metabolite biosynthetic process.
AUGGGUAUGCCACAUGCCACAUCUUCUGUCCAAGUCUUCCACAUACUAACAAGCAACACAGGAUGUCGGUGGCCAGGCGGCGUCAGAAGCCCUUCGCAACUCUGGGACUUGCUGAGGGAAAAGAGAGAUAGCUGGUCCGAGUUCAAAAAAGACCGCAUCAAUGUCGAUGGGUUCUACCACCCGAAUGGCAAGCGACCGGGGAGCAUGUACACAAGGGGCGGGCAUGUACUUGAGGAAGACACACGCGACUUCGAUAACGGCUUUUUCGGCAUCACAGCAACUGAGGCAAUGGCCUUGGACCCUAGUCAGCGAAAGCUGCUGGAAGUCACAUAUGAAGCUGUCGAGGCUGCUGGAGAGCCUCUCGAAAGGUUCUUUGGCUCAAGGACUAGAGUUUUUGUUGGAAACUUCAACAAUGAGCACCAACUCAUGCAAUAUAGGGACCCCGAUCACACCUUACCGUAUGUUGUGACGGGUGGGGGCCCUACUAUUCUCAGCAACCGCAUCAACUACGUCUUUAACCUCCAAGGACCUAGCUUAAUGGUUGACACUGCCUGCUCCGCGUCCAUGUAUGCUCUGCACUUGGCCGUGACCGCCAUCCGAAAUGAUGACUGCGACGCCGCCAUCGUCGCAGGGGCCAAUGUGAUCCUGGGCCCAGACAACCAACUCUUCACAACAAAGCUCGGCGCCGUCUCACCCACGUCGCGCUGCCACACAUUUGACGCCGCCGCCGACGGUUACUCCCGCGCCGAGGGUUUCGGCGCCAUAUACCUUAAGAAGCUCUCGGAUGCCGUGGCCGCCGGCGACCCCAUCCGCGCCGUCAUCCGUGGCACCUCCUUCAAUGCCAACGGUCAAACGGGCGGCAUCUCGCAUCCUAGCCCUGACGGCCAAGAGGCUGUCAUCAGACAAGCUUACAAGGCCGCGGGUGGCCUGAACCCAGACAAAACUGGUUAUGCCGAGUGUCACGGCACGGGUACCCCUGUUGGUGAUCCGAUUGAAGUCUCAGCCAUCGGUCGCGUCUUCUCCACGGGUCGCCAAAAUGAUCCGCUGUUAAUUGGCUCGAUCAAACCCAACUUGGGACAUAGCGAAGCCGCCAGUGCCCUGUCUCAAAUCAUGAAAACCAUCUUAUCCAUAGAACAUGGAGAGAUUCCUGCCACGAUCGGAAUUCAGAAAUUCAACCCUUCUAUCGAUUAG